AUGGGCAACGACGAAUCUGCGCUGCCCGCCGGCAUCGUGACCCUGCUGGACACCGACCUGUACAAGCUGACGAUGCAAUGUGCUGUUCUCAAGUACUUCCCAGAUGUUUCGGUGACCUACGGCUACACAAAUCGGACCCCGCACAUGAAACUGCGCCGUGGGGCAUACAAAUGGCUCUUGGAGCAAAUGGACAAACUGGCCAAUGUCCGCGUGACCGCCGAAGAACGCGAAUUCCUCCGCCAAAAGUGCCCUUACCUAAACGACGCGUACAUCACCUUCCUCGAAACCUUCCACCUCAAACCCGCCGAACAAAUCGAUAUCAAGUUCACCCCGACGCAAGAUACAGGCAGCGAUGACGACGAGGGCAAUGUCGAGUACAUUAUCAAGGGAUUGUGGCUGGAUACGAUCCUGUACGAGAUCCCGCUGCUUGCGCUGACCAGCCAGGCCUACUUCAUGUUCAGUGAUAAGGACUGGAGUUACGAGAAUCAAGAAGAGAAGGCAUACCGUAAGGGCUGCACGCUGCUGGAGAAUGGCUGCGUAUUCUCUGAGUUCGGGUCUCGCCGUCGACGCGAUUAUCAUACCCAGGACCUUGUUAUGAAGGGUCUUACGCGUGCUGCGGAAGAGGGCAAGCGGCAGGGUUGGGCUGGUGCUUUGUCUGGAACGAGCAAUGUUCAUUUUGCUAUGAAAUAUGGUGUUCCUGCUGUUGGGACGGUGGCGCAUGAAUGGUACAUGACCAUUGCAGCUAUUACGGAUGACUAUGAGAAUGCCAAUGAGUUGGCAUUGAAGUACUGGCUCGGUUGUUUUGGAGAGGGCGUACUUGGUAUCGCCCUUACCGAUACAUUCGGUACACCGGCUUUCUUGGAUGCUUUCAAAAAGCCAAUCUCAUUACCGGAUCAGCAGCCGGAUCCAUCUGCUAAGACUUAUGCUCAAGUUUACACUGGCGUCCGCCAGGACUCCGGUGACCCGACAUACUUUGUCAAGAUGGCCCGGGACUUCUAUGAUGAGCAGGGUAUCACUGAUACAAAGAUUGUCGUGUUCUCAGAUUCUUUGGAUAUCGAGCACUGCCUUGAGUACAAGACCAUCGCCGAAGAGGCAGGCUUCAAGCCUACAUUCGGUGUUGGAACAUUCUUCACCAUCCAAACCCUCAACAUUGUUAUCAAAAUCGCAACUGCGAAUGGAAGCCCGGCCGUCAAGCUCAGUGACAAUAUGGGUAAGAAUACGGGCGACCAGGACAAGGUCCAGGAAGUCAAGAAGAAGCUGGGCUACGUCGAGCACUCCUGGGAAGAAGGCGAUGAAAGCAACCGCUGGAAGAAACAGGCAUGA
Penicillium canescens is the source of this 1323-nucleotide messenger RNA. Its product is annotated as nicotinate phosphoribosyltransferase. The transcript has 5 exons. NCBI's taxonomy places the organism in Eukaryota, Fungi, Ascomycota, Eurotiomycetes, Eurotiales, Aspergillaceae. Gene Ontology annotation, molecular function: nicotinate phosphoribosyltransferase activity. Gene Ontology annotation, biological process: NAD+ biosynthetic process. The record is from RefSeq and is a predicted model, not a curated record. The coding region runs from base 1 to 1323 and encodes 440 amino acids.